Messenger RNA from Chaetomium fimeti, 2246 nucleotides. RefSeq lists its product as uncharacterized. The record is from RefSeq and is a predicted model, not a curated record. The transcript is spliced from 5 exons. Bases 177 to 2246 code for a protein of 689 amino acids. Lineage: Eukaryota; Fungi; Ascomycota; Sordariomycetes; Sordariales; Chaetomiaceae.
CAAGGGUGAUGGCCUUGUGAAGUUGUGUCUUCGGGCUGACGUGCCCCUUUCCCGAUGGCCACUGCUGGUCUCAUUUUUGCCAGAAAAUAUCAUCAUUGCAUAAGAGCUCUUACAUAAAAGGUCUUUUCCUAACCCAGGAGUCGACUACCGAGCGGUUGAGCCCAAAACUGUGAUCAAUGGCCAAUACAUCGACCAUCGGGCAGGCAGCAGUCAUUCCAGUCGCCGACGACCACCCCCUAGAGGUCGACUUCAUCCAUCACAACCUUCCAGAAUACCACACCUUUUACGGAAAUUCUGAAACCCGAUACGAUGAACAAACCCGCCGCUAUGUUGCCAAUGCCCCUAUCGCAGCCGACCUGCCCGCCAUUUGCCCCGACACGGCCCUCGAUGGGCCCAAGCCAUCAGCCGAGGAGGCAGCAAAAAACAUUCCUAACGUCAUGACAUAUUGGAACAUGAUUUUCCCUCUUCGCCAUGAAGAAACGUGGACCCAAGUCUAUGACAAGCUCAAGCUCGCUCGCGAUACCUAUACUGAGCCCUCGGGCAUCUCAGGGGGCCUUCAUCGCGCGUGGAGAUGGACGGCAGACAAUGCCGUCGAGCCUGCACGCUUGGCUACCAAAGUGGUUCCCCAGAUGGACAUCGUCACGCCCGUCCUUGGGGCCGUGCAGAUUGUUCUCGAGGCGGCGAAGAAAGGAGCUGAGGUCUGCAAUGAAACACUACGUGCGUUUGAUGACUUGGAGGAUGUCUUUGCGGAUGUUGAGAUAUUCUUGGCAACAUUCCAGCAGGAAGACUCCGUGAUAGAACAAGCCGUGACUCUCGUCGUCGCCGUACUUGAAGCGGUAGAGAAGGGGGUCAAAUUCUUCACGCGGCCAACAAUAAUCCGGGGACUCAAGUCAAUCUCAAAGGGCAAGGACUACGAGGCCUCCCUCCUCGAAAGCCUUGCCGUCAUUACAACCCGCAGCAAGACCCUGAUGGCUUGGGCCGUUAAGACGCAUAUACGAGACUUCGCACGGUAUUCCGGCGCAACGAGGCGGAUUCACCAACUAAUACUCAACAACCAAGAACAUAUUGCCGUCAGGGUGGACCUCGUUUAUACAAGGGUGGAUGAAGUGUCAAGCCAGAACCGGCUCAUCAUUACCCAAAAUGAACGGAGCAGGAACGUGCAGGAUGGUAUGAAUGCCACUCUCGCCCUCCUGAUGGACAAGCACGACGAAACCAAACGGGAACUUCAAUUCCUCCGAAGCCAGACUAGAGAACAACAGAACCUCCUUGCAGCGGGCCAGCGCGAAAUAUCCCGCCUCGGCGACAUCAUCGUCAGAAGUGUGUCGCCACUCCCAGACGGCUUGAUGCGUCACGGCCCAGAUCGACCACAACGGGCCCCCGAGCACCCUCCAGUCCCUCGUAGUCCAUAUCUCCAAGAGGUGCCGGGAGGUAUUUAUCAAGAGGAUCUGUGGGCGCUAUUACAGAUCCACUACGAUAUCGAGGACGCCGACAUCGACGACAUUGAGGAGAACCGAGAACAGCUCGCCGCCCACGACCGGGUCCGGGCCGAGCAGAUCGUCCACACCCAAAUGUUCCAAGAGUGGAUCGUGUCGCCAGAAUCAACAAAGCUCCUAAUCCACGGAAACGCCAGCCCGGUACGCGCCACAGAGACGUCAGCCUUGUCGCUAUUCUGCGCGACCCUGUCAAGGCCGUUUCGAUCCCGCCCGCGAUAUCUGUGCCUCAUCUGGUUCUGCGGCCGCCACCUAGGGGACGCGGGGAGCAGUGAUGAUGAGUUCGACAGCGACGACGACGACAGCACCAGCUCGGACGAGGACUACUACCACUGCUACCCCUAUGGUGACCAACUGCGCCAGGGGGCGGGCACAAAGACGGGCACCAUCAAGCGCAUGGUCCGGAGCCUGAUCGCCCAGCUGCUGAGCGACUACGACUUUGGGCUGUCGUACCCCAUGCUUCCCGACGUCGAUUUAGCAUCGGUCGAGGAGGGCGACCUGGCCGAGUUGAUGGCCUUGUUAGGCUGGCUGGUGCGGCAGCUGCCCGAGGAGGUGACGCUCGUCAUCCUGAUUGAUGGCCUCGCCUUUUAUGAGCGUGAAGAAUUUGAGGGGCCCAUGCUGGACGUGGUGGGCGACCUCGUGGGGCUCACGGCCGCGAGCGACGUGCUGGCUACUGUCAAGCUUCUUGACCAGUCCAUGGCCGACCGCCACUGUGCGCGCAGCGUUCGAGUCAGGAGAUUUGGAUGCCGACCGUGA